AUGUGUCGGAAAAUAUUCAAAAUAAUUUUCUUGUUUUCAAUUAUUGAAAUAUCAACGCAGGUUCCCUCAAGAAAUUUCGAAUUAGUAUUUGAUAAUAUCACUUGUAUGACAAUGAGAGACAGUGUCAAAUAUUUCAAGUGCAAAAUGGAAAAAUUGGCCAAAAAUCAAUAUGCUUUCGAUGGAGAAAUAGUAUUCAAUAAAAUUAUGCAAAAGGAUUUUUCUAUGCGCUAUUUUAUCGAUGCCAAGCCAUUGUCGAGAAAUAUAACAUUACCUUUUCUGGAUGUAAAAAUUAAUGGUUGUGAUGUACUCGAGAAGGGAUUCGAUAUACCUAUAUUGCAGAGUCUCGUUAUAGAAUUGAGAAGAAAGAGCAAUGUACCCUACCAGUGUCCAUUUAAAGCAAAUAUCGCUUAUGCUUUUCACAAUUUAUCAUUCACCGAUAAAAGCUUGAAAAAUUUAAUGCCAUUUAUGCAUUUCGUCCAGGGAUUGGAGUUGUUUGAGUCGAAUGAAAUUAUUGCAAGUUUAAAAACUAAAGGUAGUCUUCUUCCUAAAGUGAAAAAUGUUAAAAUUAAUUAA
Lucilia sericata (common green bottle fly) is the source of this 573-nucleotide messenger RNA. RefSeq lists its product as uncharacterized. Lineage: Eukaryota; Metazoa; Arthropoda; Insecta; Diptera; Calliphoridae. The coding region runs from base 1 to 573 and encodes 190 amino acids. The transcript is spliced from 3 exons. The record is from RefSeq and is a predicted model, not a curated record.